GCAAAGACCAAGUUUCCCUUGCAACAGCACAUACACCAUUCCAGUACGCCCCAGCAGUCGGCCAGAAGGACGUGACAAGCUCCGAAAUAAUCACAUCAAGGCCCUUCACCUCGUCAGCUGCUGAACGUCUUCUCAAACCAGAGAUAAACAUACCACCACGGAGAGUUCUUCCAUGGUCGAGUACUUCCAAGAGAGGAAAUACCAUGACAAAAGCACCACCCGCUGUCCCAUACGCGACAGUCACCAGUGAUACCUCAUCGAAAAUUGGUACGGAGGCUAGAUAUAAAUUCUGUCACUUCUACACGUGCACUAACCCUUCAUGAAAGCAACAGAUACAACCAACAAUUCCCAAAAAUCUAUCAAACCAUCCCCAAUUGCCCAUUUAAACCAAAUGCAAAUGCAAACGCAAGCACGACCAGCCACAUCAGGCGAAAUGACUACUAUGCCUCGCCUACGACUACUCCCGCCAAAAUUACCCAACGCCAGAAACGACAGACAAAAGCCUCAUCCAGAGUCGAGACCAAACAUAUCAGCUCACACAGGACCAUAUAAUCAACCUCCGUGCCUAAAAGAAGCCAAUCCGCCAGUUGUUCCAUCUUGCCCAUCUAUCACUAGCAACCUACAAGCCGAGAGAACCGAAGCGAGCAAACUAUCGAUAGGGAAGCAAGGAGAGGCGCAACAAGCAAAGACUCUGGAUGCUCUAACGACAGCAGAUCUUUCUUCAUAUAUAUCCAACCCCACCGAAGAGCGUAUGGCUAGUUUAGAAACGUGGAUCUGCAAUCAGCUCGAAGACGAUAUGUUCCUCGAGCUUUGUCGUGAUGUAGAAGGGAUAUGGCAGAGGAUUGCGUUCGGGAGAUAAGAUAAGGGUUUAAUGUUUAGUAUAUUUUUUUGUUGCUUAACUGUAUAUUAUAUAGCACAAG
Molecule: messenger RNA, 920 nt
Organism: Aspergillus eucalypticola CBS 122712
Lineage: Eukaryota; Fungi; Ascomycota; Eurotiomycetes; Eurotiales; Aspergillaceae
Exons: 1
Coding region: 320-859 (179 amino acids)
Source: RefSeq, a predicted model, not a curated record